Microplitis demolitor is the source of this 504-nucleotide messenger RNA. RefSeq lists its product as uncharacterized. Bases 1 to 504 code for a protein of 167 amino acids. The transcript is spliced from 3 exons. The record is from RefSeq and is a predicted model, not a curated record. NCBI's taxonomy places the organism in Eukaryota, Metazoa, Arthropoda, Insecta, Hymenoptera, Braconidae.
AUGUGGAGACCCGCAGCAAACGAGUACCGGGUGACGGUAUUGUUGAUUUUCGGACUGGGCACGCCCUUGCAGUUAGAUCGUGAAAGCGUUAUCGUUGGUGCAUUUACAAAAUUACUAUACGAUUUACCGUCAAAUGCAACAGACUUUACAUCACCCACGACAAUAAAUUACCGCGAUGACAAAAGUAAAAGCCGGUGGGAAAUUUACAAACAAUUUGAAAAAUUAACAUCGUUGUACGGACUGGGUGGUAAAGUUUGUCUGCUAAAAGCAAUAUGUCAAGUCGCACAUGUACCUUUUGAUCACAAUCAUAACUUACUAGGCCAACUUGUUCAAACAUUACUUACGCCCUCAAGCACUGCUGAGUCUUACGAAGAGCACGAAGAUCAGGAAUACCAUUCUGCUGAAAAACUUGGCAGGCACGUGGGUGAAUACUGCCACGCCCUUUACCCGGAAUGCUCAAGAAGUGUUUUAGACGUAUUUUCCACCACCACCGAUUUUUUUUGA